Molecule: messenger RNA, 700 nt
Organism: Bombyx mandarina (wild silkworm)
Lineage: Eukaryota; Metazoa; Arthropoda; Insecta; Lepidoptera; Bombycidae
Product: zwei Ig domain protein zig-8
Biological process (GO): synapse organization
Cellular component (GO): neuron projection membrane
Source: RefSeq, a predicted model, not a curated record
CGGCAGUGUGUGUCGGACCGGCGCGGCGUGUAUGUGUCCUCGCAAGCUGUCCCCACGGUUGUAAAUGUCCAGGGACCAGUCAAAUAUUCGAAAAUCGCGUAGAUGUGUCUGUCGGGUGUGAGUGAAACAAUAUCGUGUUAGAGUGCAGUGAAAAGUUGUGUGGCGCGUGUGUCGCGUUUGAGGUCCGUCUGGGCAUGCGGAAGGGCAGAGGGGGCGCGCGGGGCCGGGCCCGUUAGCGAGUGCCAUGCCGAGCGCGAGCGCCUUGCACCUCGCCCUGCUAGUGGGCGCACAUCUUGUCAUUAACGGUUCUUGCGACGUAGCGGGCGGGUCGGGUUCUAUAAACGCGCUCCCGGCCGGCGGAGGCAGCUCACGGCUUGCGCCCUCCUUUGAUGCCGCUACUCCGCGGAACGUCACGGCCCUCGUCGGCAAAUCAGCCUACCUCAGCUGCAGGGUGCGGAACCUUGGGAAUAGAACGGUGAGUCAUAUCUUUUUCCAUGGCUUAUUCUUCAAACGAGAUAUGAAUUCAUUGUUUUUCUUGUGUAAGAAGACCAAAAUAACCCGCUUCAUGAUAGCAGCUCAAGAAGAAGUACCGUACGAAAAGAUGUACCAAUAUCAUGGCCACAGGAAUAGAGCUGUCAUAAGUUUCUUCGAAGAAUCGGUGGUGGAAUUAUGUCGUACCUAUAAAGGGCUACUUGAUUAA